Messenger RNA from Hibiscus syriacus, 2181 nucleotides. Its product is annotated as transcription factor bHLH145-like. The coding region runs from base 987 to 1979 and encodes 330 amino acids. Gene Ontology annotation, molecular function: protein dimerization activity. The transcript is spliced from 4 exons. NCBI's taxonomy places the organism in Eukaryota, Viridiplantae, Streptophyta, Magnoliopsida, Malvales, Malvaceae. The record is from RefSeq and is a predicted model, not a curated record.
CAUUCCAUAAAUCUUCAGCUCUGUCUGUAAGCCUCAAUUAUCUCAGUUCCGGAAGGGGAAAUAAAUUUCAGACUUAAAAACAUCCCUUUCUCUAUCUGCAAGCUUAAGGAUUGUUGGAACAAUUGUGUGUUUCCUUUGAUUGAGAUUUUUGAGUGUCCUAUCCUUUCUUCUUUUCGGGUUCUGGGGUUUUUUUUUUUUGGGGGGAGCGUUGCGAAGAGAAGUAAACACUGGCUAUUUGCAGUGAAGAAGUAACACCAUGCGUUGGUGGUUGAGUCUUUCAGUUGACGCGUUUCUAAAAGUCAUCUCCUUGAACUUGUAGGGUGAUUCUGUAAUUCCAUAAUCCAGCUUCUUCAAGAUUCACCUUUUUUUGUUAUUGUUUUAUUUAGUAUUUGUGUUCUGUCCUCCAUCAUGGGAUCCACUCUUUUCAUCGUCGUUCCAUGUUAUGUCCGCCAGAUUAGCUGACAAUCUUCAAACACAUCGCUCAGAUUUCUAACCCAACAAUUAUAAUUCCAUAGUAGUAGUUGUUGUUCGGUUUCUUUGAUCUAGAAUACGGAUCCUGGGGUUUUGAAUACGUUUUCGUACGUGGAAGACCCUCUCUUUUGGUGCAAUAUUGAAGGGUUAGGACGUAGUUAUGGUGUGCCAAGCAGCGAGCCAAACAAGAUUCCGGGCAUUGAAGUAUGAGAAUGGUAUUGCUGGGAGUGCCACCAUUGUAGUUAGAGUCAUAGCAUGCUUUCAACCCCUUCAGGAUUGCCAGGCUGAAUAUUUCCGUCAUUUGCUUAAGCCAGUUACGUAGGUUGCUUUUUACAUUUUCGCGUUCAAGUUAAGAUGAAGUUUUUAGUUUUCUUUCCGCCCUUUGUUUUUGAGAGAAACUGCAAGUGAACUGCCAUUUCCACUGCUACAAUAUUCGAUUUCUGGUGAUUGAUCUUGUUGAAUUUGAUCGGCAAUCACCCAACUUGAACUCUUUGUCCUCUCCACCUUCUUUUGGGAUGCAAAGUAGUAAUCCUCCAUUCAUGAACUUUGGCACUAAUAUGGUGUCCACGGCCCGGACUUAUCCGGUUCAUGCGGAUCCAGAAUUACCUUGCUUACGGGUUAGCCAAGGUACUGAACCUCGUGGCUGGUUUUACUGUUUACCCCGCUUUCGACAGGCCUUUGCACCUGCUUCAAACUCUUUCUUGAAAGAGCAACCAGCCCCGGCUAACCCAUGUAACAAUUGUAAAGGAAGUGGUAUCCCCAAGGCAGGAUCUGCGGUUGCUGAAAAGAGAUUCCUUGUUUUCGAUCUGACUGGUGAUCAAACUACCCUGAUUUUUAGUUCUGCUUUUGGGAUUCCAACCAAGGGCUUGACUUGUUGUGGUCCAAAAUCUCCUGUUGCUGGUAACAUUAACGGGGAAGAUCCCAUAGCUAAAGUAAACGGGAAUAUUCACUCUGGACCAAUAUCUAAAGAUAUUUUUGACGAGGACGGGACUGAUAUGCGAAGUGAAAUGCACGAGGAUACUGAAGAACUCAAUGCAUUGCUUUACUCGGAUGAUGAUAGUGAGUAUACCGAGGAUGAAGAAGUUAUGAGCACUGGUCAUUCUCCAAGUUCAAUGACUGCACAGGAUGAGAAAUUUGAGGGAAGCUGUGAAGAGGUUGCUAGCUCCACGAGGCUAACUAAGAAGCGAAAGCUACUUGAUGGCAGUAACGAUCAUUCGCUGUUGCCUAUGGAUACUGCUAAUUCAGGAAAUCCUAACCGAUAUUCAGAAUAUGCUGAUGAUGCAGAUUCCAGCUGUGCCAGUGGACAAAAUCGUGGAUCAGGUAACAUGGAUUAUUUUUCAGGCAACAAGAGGAUGAGAAAAGAUAAAAUCCGUGAGACAGUAAGUGUUUUGCGAAGCAUAAUUCCAGGUGGAGAGGGAAAAGAUGCAGUUGUGGUUCUUGAUGAAGCUAUUGACCAUUUGAAAUCCCUGAAAUACAAAGCCAAAACCUUGGGACUUGGUACUCUGUGAACUGCAACUGUUCUUACAAGUAGUAUCAGUGGUAGCUUAUGCCAUUGUUAAUGGAGCCGUGUUAAAUAAUUACAAUGAGUCGCAUAUAUAAUUCGUAGUCUUCUAAAAUUGAAGGUGUUGAUUCUCUUCCCUUCAUAAAGUCUUUCUUGUGUCAGUUAAGUUGGAAACCAGUAGAAUUGGCUUAGAGAAAUGAAGGAUGCAG